AUAGAGAGGUUUGUUUUGUUCAUGUGUGGAGAGGAGGCUGCAGUCAGUGAUGAUUUUACAACACGCUGUCUCCUGCUGUUUAAAGGAUUUAGGCUGGGAUGAAAUGUUUUCUAAUAAUUAGUGAUUUUUGUGUUUGUUUAUUACCUGCACGGAGUUCCGUGAAAAGGAAAGCAUCCCUUUUCUGUGUUGAAUUUCACACACAGAGCAGAGCGCGUCAGUCGCAGCUACAGACAAGUCGAGCUUUUCAAUGAGAUGAUUUACUGAGAAACAAACGCGUUGAAGCUCCAGCAGAGCUCUGCGCGAUUCUGAAAGACCAAAGGAAAGUUACUCCUUGCAAAGCCUGUUGUUUGUGUUCUUUCUUUAUCACACCAGAAGAAGUGAUGAAUAUAUUUGAAUGGGAAGGCUACGAUAAAAACAGAUAUAUCUUACUAAAUACAAACCGAAGGCGGUGUUUCUGAAUGCAAAGAGGAUUCCGCUAGAGCAGUCUCAAACUAAACCAGUGAAGAUGGACGCGUCAGUGUCUCCGUGUCGUUGUUUCAAGACGAGCUCGCCUCCACCGUCGAGCUCGCAGUGAAAGCGGCUGCAGACAGCGUCGUGUGCGCGAUUACUGAAGCUGUGAGCAGCAAAUUCACUGAAUUACAAGAGGAAAUGUCUGCAGUGAAGAGAGAGAAUGAAAGUCUGAAGCUGAGAUUGGAAAUAUCAGAGAGCGAGCUGAAAGCCGUGCGAGGGUGUAUAAACGCUGCACAUGCAGACAUUAAACAGCCUUUCAUAUUUCAAGAUCCCAUUGAGAGCCACGCUAUCCCUGAAUCUGAAGCACAGGAAGGGCCAAAGAUAGAAGCAGUUUACACACAAGAGGAGUCCUUUGAGCAGGAGUGGUGUGCAAGUCUAAUACAGGUUACAGGGCUGACAUGUGUUAAAGAGGAAGACAUCCCUGAACAGGAAUGUGUUCCUAUUAAAGAGGAAUUCAUAGAACAGGAAUGUGUCCCCAUCGCAGAGGAACUUCCUACUGAAAAUAAUGUCUGUACACUUGAGGAGAACACCAAGCUGGGAUCCAACCUGUGUGAUGAUUCUCCAUCUGAAUGUGAUCUGGGAUUUGGAGCUUCUAAAGUAGCUGAAGGAGAACACGACUCCACUCCAUCACCCCUGUGCAAAAACUCUUCUAGAGGCAAACCACAGUGCAAGAAGCACAGAGAAACAACACCCCAAGAAGAAUAUGUGAAGACAUUGAGAACUCACUCAGUUAAAAUCUCUUCUUUACAAGACAGACACCCACUUACUGUGGAGAGUACAGAGACGACACAUUCUGCAUGUUUUAACAAUUCAGAAACCCAGGGCAACUUGAAGACCUUGCCUCAUUCUAUUAAAGGUGGGAAGAGUUCCUGUCAAUUAGACGCUCCUGAAACUCACAAGGGAAAUCCCACAGGAGGGACUACGUGUUCCUGGGCUGAUUGUGGGAAGAGUUUCAAUCAUAUAUCACUGCUUAAAAGACACCAGCGCAUUCACACAGGAGAGAAACCUUCCCACAUACAGUCCAGUGAUAAGAGUUUCACACAGUUAGGAAAUCUUCAUUCACACCAGCGCAUUCACACAGGAGAGAAACCUCAUCACUGCACUGAGUGUGGGAAGAGAUUCAGUCAGUUAGGAGACCUUAAAAGACACCAUAAAAUUCACACAGGAGAGAAACCUUAUCACUCUGCUGUUUGUGGUAAGAGAUUCAGCCAGUCUGGAGUCCUUAAAAGACACCAUCAAAUUCACACAGGAGAGAAACCUUACCACUGUGAUGUUUGUGGGAAGAGAUUCAGCCGGUUAGGAGACGUUAAAAGACACCAUCAAAUUCACACAAGAGAGAAACCUUAUCACUGUGAUGUUUGUGGGAAGACAUUCAGCCACAUAGGAAACCUUAAAAAACACAAAGCCAUUCACACAGGAGAGAAACCUCAUCACUGUGAUGUUUGUGGGAAGAGAUUCAGCCUGUUUGGAAACCUUAAAAGACACCAUAAAAUUCACACAGGUGUGUAAUCCUAUCCCUGUACUUAAUUGCUGGCUCUUACAGGAAUUGAACAUUCUCAGAAUUGCAGAGACUUAGAGACACUUAAACAACAGGAGGACAUUUGACUAAAUACAAAAAUAUUUACUGAAAACAAAAUAAUAAACUUGCUUGAUAAACAGGGUCACCCUAAUCACAAUCUGUUCAGAUCAAAAGCUCACAGACUCAAAUAUGAACAAGUACAUCUUGUAUUCAUCGUCUUGUUGAGCAUUCGGAUUGUGUUACCUCACAUUAGUAAUAUAUUAAAUAGAUUGUUAUUAUGAAUGCACGUUUCUCUUUCCUUUCUCUUGCGUUGCUCAGCCUCUUGCAGUGGGUUCUGUGGAAGCUUCCCCGAUACCACGGUGAAUCUGCGGUACCUCAAGACACAGCACAGUGUACUGCAGUUAUCAUGCGGGCAGCUUGCAGUGUAAAGCAGUACUGUUUCCAGCAGGGGGCACCAGAGAGCUUUUAGGAAUGUAAUGGGCUGCAUAGCAUUGCUUCUUAACGAGAUGAUUUCUGCUCAGGAUGUGUUUAAUACUGCCCUCUCUCUCUCUCUCGGGUACUCUAUUAACAAACGCAGGUUCUGUGUUUUUAAUAUCAAUUUGUUGAUUGACAUCGAGACUGCUAAACCAAAUAAAAUCUAUAUUAAAAAUGUUUUGCUGCCUGUAUUAAAUGCUGUUUUAAAUGUUGUUCAGUGUCUUGUCAAUCAAGGAUUUCAUUUUAAAACUCCAGUAAUAAAUACCGUAGAUGUC
Acipenser ruthenus (sterlet) is the source of this 2778-nucleotide messenger RNA. RefSeq names its product zinc finger protein 16-like. Lineage: Eukaryota; Metazoa; Chordata; Actinopteri; Acipenseriformes; Acipenseridae. Gene Ontology annotation, molecular function: DNA-binding transcription factor activity, RNA polymerase II-specific; RNA polymerase II cis-regulatory region sequence-specific DNA binding. The transcript has 3 exons. The record is from RefSeq and is a predicted model, not a curated record. Gene Ontology annotation, cellular component: PcG protein complex; transcription regulator complex. Gene Ontology annotation, biological process: regulation of transcription by RNA polymerase II. The coding region runs from base 649 to 2019 and encodes 456 amino acids.